UGCGCUCUUCAAAAUGUCAAUGAAGGGAUUAGACUAUUUUUAUUUCGAGGUUGUUUUGGUUUUAUAAUUUAAGGGGAAUUUGCGUGCAAUAAACUUGAAUUUACGUGGUUUAGAUUUAGGAUAAUGGGAAGAACUAUAGUACUAUAAAUAUACAUACCAGUGAUUACUCCGUAAACAAUAGCUUGGUGAUGGAUAACGUAACUGAAAAAUUAGUGCAAUGUUUUGGUCACAGAAAGUUCAAAAGUGAACUUCAAGAAAGGGCUGUGCGAGCAGUUGCGAGAGGUGUUCAUGAUGUAUAUAUUUCAAUGCCAACAGGUUCAGGAAAGUCAUUGUGCUUCCAACUACCUGCUAUGUUGCAGGACAACAAAGUUGCCAUUGUAUUUUCACCCCUCUUAGCACUAAUUAAAGAUCAAAUAGACCACUUGACAAAAAUAAAAAUCUCUGCAGAAUCUAUCAACUCAAAAAUGACAACUAAAGACAGAGAAAGAGUUUUAAAUGACCUCCGCAGCAUGAAACCAGAUACAAAGUUCUUAUAUGUCACACCAGAGCAAGCAGCUACAGAAACAUUUAAAUCAUUAAUAGAGCAUCUAGUCAAGUAUAAGAAAGUUUCUUACAUAAUAGUAGAUGAGGCCCACUGUGUUAGUGAGUGGGGCCAUGACUUUAGACCUGAUUACUUAAAGUUAGGCAACUUGAGAGAGAAGUAUAGAAGCAUUCCAUGGGUAGCUCUCACUGCAACUGCUAGUGCUGAAGUGGCUAAGGAUAUAUUGGAAAAUCUCAAACUUUUACUACCAGUUGCUCAAUAUAAAACACCCAGUUUUAGAAGGAAUCUUUUCUAUGAUGUUGUAUAUCAAAAUUGUAUACAGGAUGAAAUUGGGGACCUAGUCGACUUCCUUAAGAAAAAUUUAAAUGAUGAUGAAAGUGUUAAGCCUAAAGACAAAAAUGUUGCAAUUGUUUACUGCAGAACAAGAGAACAGACAGAAGAAAUGGCUAGCAUGUUGACCAAAAAAGGGCUAAAGUCUCUGGCCUAUCAUGGAGGUUUAAAGGCGGCAGAUCGCGUGUCAGUGCAAGAGCAAUGGUCGAAUGGAGAGUGUGGUUGUGUAUGUGCUACAGUUUCGUUCGGCAUGGGUGUGGACAAGGCAACAGUACGAGCAGUGGUGCAUUGGGGGCUUUCACAAAACGUUGCAGCUUACUACCAGGAGUCCGGACGAGCGGGUCGAGACGGCAAACCAGCCUUUUGCCGUAUUUACUAUUGUCGCACUGAACGGAAUGCGGUAGAUUUUCUUAUAAAAUCUGAACUUGCCCGAUCUAAGACUCCAGAGCAGAAGCAACGUUGUAAGAAUGCAUACAAAAGUUUCGAAAUUAUGGUCAAAUAUUGUGAAGAAGUCAAAUGCCGUCACAGGAUGUUUGCGGACUACUUCGGCGAGGAAGUGCCGAAGUGUUUAAGUCGAUGUGACGUAUGUAAAGAUGCGCGCGCAGUUCGUCGCGCGCUCGAACAACAUCAGCGACGUGCGAUGAGCGCCACGAUCGGUCAGGGCGGCUUCGUCACGCACACCGACCCUUCCGAAUUGUACGGGGAGGGGAGACAGGGGCAAAUGAAGGAGACUCAAUCUUAUAUUGGCGAUGCUAGUGACGAGUCUGACGGCGAAAGUGACCGGCGGCGCGUCGCCGACGAAACGAGGUCUCUUAUCAUAAAGGAGUUUGCUAAUAGGAAGAAGAAUCUCGAGAAAGAUAAAAACCGAAACAAUAACCCUGAAGCUGCCAAAUAUUCUAAAUGCAAAGCAGCUGAAAGUACAGAAAAUAAGGUUAAUGGUUUGUCAAUAACAGGACGUGAAAGUUACCUAUCAUUGCUAACAGAUGCAUUAAGAAAUAAUCUUGAAGGUCUUAAAGGUAUUGAUGAACCACAAAAUAAAUUAUCACGUCAAGAUAUAGAAGAAUGUGCUGUGGAACUGGAGUAUGGAGCAUUUUCGAAAAGUACUGUUAUUAGUCUGUACAGAAGGGCUAUGACAAAAUUGAUAUCUUCCGUUAGAGCGUGUAAAGACACUUUGUAUCCAGACCUAAAGACAUAUGAGCCAAAGAAACGCGAAACACUUUCCGAAUUUGUAAAGGAUUUUGAAAGGAAAAAGGAAGAGUCACAAAAAAGUCAUGGGUUUAUAACUGCAUCACAACUACAAAAUAACAAUAUGGAAAAUAGUAUGGAACCGAAAUCACUCUCCAAAGCUGACAAGGAAAGUAAACGAAAAGCAAAUUCUUUCAAAAGAGAUCCAUUAACCCAAACUAAGCUGCAAAGCUUCUUCUCAGGAACAAAAUCACAAGAAUCUCCAAUUCCUACUUCAGACGACAGUGAAGAUGACGGAGGACUAGUUAUAGACGAAAACGUAAGACCUAAUCAUAAUGAUUCUACAUUCAAACUGGAAGAAAAAGAUGCUGCAGAUGAAGAUAAAGUAGCAGAAAGUGACAACGAAUCCAGUAUUGGAAAACGUACAAAAACUUUAGUCAUAAACAUAACUUUACAAGGUAUACCAAGCAAAGGUAAAGAUGACAAAAAGGAUAAGGAAACUACUUCAAAUAUCAAUAAUGAAUUAAAGAUGGAGGUUCCGUGUCAGAAAACAAAGCCUACAGCUAAAAGAAAAAUAAAAGCUUUGUUUGGUGAAUCUUCUGACAGCGAAUUAGAAUCGGACGACAUUAAAAGACUAAAACUUUCACAAGAUGCUUUUGAAAAACAAUCACCGGAAAAGAAAUCUGAAAAAUCGAGUUCUAAUAAAUCCAAAAAGAGGCACAAGGAAAGGAAAUCAUCACAGUCUGAUACUGAUCGCGAAAAAACAGUAAAAAAACACAAAGAUAGAAAAUCUUCGCAAUCUGAUACAGAUCGUGAAAAAAUACUUAUAAAACACAAAGAUAGAAAAUCUUCAACAUCUGACACAGACCGUGAAAGAAUUGUUUUAAAGCAUAGAGAAAGAAAAUCACAUUCUAUGGAUAAAGGAAACUGUAUUACCAAACACAAAGAUAGAAAGUCUUCACAAUCGGAUACAGAUUUGGACAAGAUAAUUACAAAAAACAAAGACAAAAAAUCUUGCCAAUACAAUAUAGAUCGAGAGAAGACAACUUCAAAACAUAAAAAUAGAAAAUCAUCACAGAGCGAUACUAGUCGAGAGAAAGUAGAUUUAGAGAAUAAUGAUAUAAAACGUUCACAAUCUGAUAAUGAUAUUUUGAUAAAUGAUAAGACAUGCGGUGAUUCACAAAUAAAUGAUAAUGAUGAUACUCUUAUUCUUAGUACAAACAUAUCGGUUGAAAAAGUUCAAUGCGAUGAUGAAUUAUCGUUAGAUGAUGAUGACCAAAAUCAAUUAAACAACACAAAUGACACAACCAAUAAGCAAAGUAAAUAUUAUGAACCAUUGGCAGAGAAACCACUAGAUAAAGCACACCAACUUAGUUUAGAGGCAGAUAAAGUGUUACAGGCGCUCAAACAGUUUUCAGAAAUAAAAUCUGAUCCUGAAAUUUCUGAAAAUUUAAAAAGUAAUGAAAAAGUAAGUGACCCCAAAAACGCAAUUGUUACAUUAAAAUCACCCACUAAGCACGGUACAAAAGAUAAUGAUAAGGAUAGACUGACAUUUAGUAGCUGCAUUAAAUCGUCUGAGAGGCACAAUAAAGAUUUAGGUAAGGAACACUUAAAUAAUAAAGACAAGAUGAAAGUUGAAAAAGAGCUAAGAAUAGAUAAAAGUGAACAUUCAUCUAAUAAGGAAAAAAGAACAGAAAAGGCCUAUAAAAACAAAGAGCGAAGAAAAGAUGAAGAUUCAAAAAAGAAAGACAAUGCAACCGGUAAGGAAAAGAAAACCGAAAAAGUUGAUGUUGCAGGAUUAGUAGUUAAGUUAUUAAUGCCUUAUUAUAAGAAGAAGAAAAUAAAUAGUCGUGACUUAUUUAAGAUUACUGCGAGGCACAUAGUGCAUCAAUUACUCGCUAUACAAGUUACUGAAGAAGCAGCAAUAAAUAUGUUAUUGAAGAAAACGUUUAGCAAUAAAGAACUAAUAAUUGAAAACGAAAGUGACCUAGAAAAAAAGUUAAUUCUCAGCAAUAACUUGUAAUAAUUUAUUGAAUUUGUAUUUAUUAAUUGUUAAGCACUGUCGUGCAUACAUUUCAUAAUUAUUCUUGUAUGCUGUUCAUCACUAUUAUCACAGUUAUUUAUUACAGAGUAUGAGUUUUA
Pararge aegeria (speckled wood butterfly) is the source of this 4198-nucleotide messenger RNA. It is a transcript of the gene RecQ5, whose product is annotated as ATP-dependent DNA helicase Q5-like. Gene Ontology annotation, cellular component: chromosome; cytoplasm. Gene Ontology annotation, molecular function: ATP binding; four-way junction helicase activity; 3'-5' DNA helicase activity. Gene Ontology annotation, biological process: double-strand break repair via homologous recombination. Lineage: Eukaryota; Metazoa; Arthropoda; Insecta; Lepidoptera; Nymphalidae. The record is from RefSeq and is a predicted model, not a curated record. The coding region runs from base 189 to 4079 and encodes 1296 amino acids. The transcript is spliced from 11 exons.